Molecule: messenger RNA, 857 nt
Organism: Eriocheir sinensis (Chinese mitten crab)
Lineage: Eukaryota; Metazoa; Arthropoda; Malacostraca; Decapoda; Varunidae
Product: D-aminoacyl-tRNA deacylase 2-like
Exons: 3
Coding region: 110-658 (182 amino acids)
Biological process (GO): tRNA metabolic process
Cellular component (GO): cytoplasm
Molecular function (GO): D-tyrosyl-tRNA(Tyr) deacylase activity
Source: RefSeq, a predicted model, not a curated record
CGGGCUGUAAACAAGGCCAUGUGGGUUGUGUGCAGCAUUGGCAGUUGACACUUGUUUCUUUUAACUUUUUUCUGUUUUCUAGCUGUUUAAGCUAAAUCAUGACAUCAAAAUGGAAGAAGCAACAGGGCAUAUGAGAGCAGAGCAGGCAGUGGAUGCAAUGGAAUUUAUAUCAGUGGAGCAGAGAGAAGAUGUGACAGGGCGCAUAGUUGUGCAGCAGUGCCUACAUGCAGCCCUCAAACUGCAAGCAGCUGAAGGGGAGCCACCAGAAAUUGUUGAGGUUGGUCGUGGCAUGGUUGUGUUUGUUUGCUUCUUGGAGAAGGCAACUGAGGAAACAGUUAAUAAAUUGUCCAAGAAUAUAGCCAAUGUACGUCUGUGUGAAAAUGAAACUGGCCGCCGUGUCUCUAUAUGUGACAUUGAAGGGGACAUUCUUAUUGUGCCUCAAGCAACUCUAGGAGGCAAAGUAAAGGGAAAAGCAAUGCAGUACCACAUGAAUAUUGAAAAAGGUUUUGGAGAAGCUCUUUACCACAACUUUUGUAGGGAGGUUCGAAGCAGUGUGGAGAAGGUAUCAAGUGGGAAUGUUAAGUGUGGUGUGUAUGGUGCCAGACAAGUUUUGAGUAUGGAUACUAAUGGACCCUACACACAUAUUAUAGAAGUUUAAAGUUUCACUGAUAAAAAUUAAAGAGUAUUAAUGGUUGCUGCCCUGUAUAAACCAUACUCAGUAAUACAGAGCUGUGGUGAUGCCAUCCACAUGUUAACUGUUAUUACAAUACAUUCCUUGUAAUAUAAAAAAUAGAGAAAUAUAGUAUGUGAUAUGUUUAACAUUACAAAAGGGGGGGGGGGGCAGUGCCUAGCAAUAU